Messenger RNA from Cucurbita maxima (winter squash), 1299 nucleotides. RefSeq names its product light-mediated development protein DET1-like. The coding region runs from base 1 to 1299 and encodes 432 amino acids. Gene Ontology annotation, molecular function: ubiquitin protein ligase binding; ubiquitin-like ligase-substrate adaptor activity. Gene Ontology annotation, biological process: positive regulation of proteasomal ubiquitin-dependent protein catabolic process; protein ubiquitination. The record is from RefSeq and is a predicted model, not a curated record. The transcript is spliced from 12 exons. Gene Ontology annotation, cellular component: cullin-RING ubiquitin ligase complex; nucleus. NCBI's taxonomy places the organism in Eukaryota, Viridiplantae, Streptophyta, Magnoliopsida, Cucurbitales, Cucurbitaceae.
AUGUAUAGAAGCAACAAUGUGGCUGCUAGGAUCUUCGAUCGCCAAAUCGCCACUCCUCCUCCUGGAACCAGCUUUCAUUGUGUUAGGCGAUUCUAUGAGAAUAUAGUUCCGAAUCAUACGGUUUACGACGUUGAAUGUCCGGACCAUUCCUUUCGCAAGUUUACCGUUGACGGUCAAUACCUAAUUACGUUCAGCAGGAAUCAUCGCGAUUUAAAUGUUUACCGCCCAAAAUGGCUCUCGUUUUCUUACAAAGGAGAUGAAAUUGAUACGUUUCUAGACUUUCCUUCCAAUGCUCAGAAGUUUGAGAGCUUUUUCAACCUGAUUUAUUCCGUCUCCCUUGCGUCCUGCAACGAGCUUAUCUGUAAGGACUUCUUUAUUUACAUGGAGAGUAACCGAUUUGGGCUUUUUGCUACCUCCACUGCUCAAAUCCAAGAUGCUCCGGCCGUCGGUGGUGCUGUUCCGGGAAUUCCUUCUAUAGACAAGAUUACGUUUCAUCUCCUGAGACUAGAGGAUGGAGAAAUUCUUGACGCGAAGGUGUUUGUCAACGAUUUUGUGAAUUUGGCUCACAAUACGGGCGUCUUUCUCUACGAUGAUCUAUUGGCGAUUGUAUCGGUACGCUACCAGAUUAUACAUAUUCUUCAAAUUAGAGAUUCCGGCCACCUUGUUGAUGUACGAGCUCUAGGCGCUUUUUGUCGUGAAGAUGAUGAACUUUUUCUCCAUUCUAGCACUCAGUAUGUGGGGGUAGCUGAAAGAAGCAGAUUGCUUGCGGGUGAUGUUGAGAAUGGCUACCAUCAUAGCCCGUCCAAUGACAAUUCUUUUCUGAGUGGCCUCAAACAGCGGUUGCUAUCAUUUAUUUUCCGCCGAAUAGGGAACGAAGAAACAGAUCAUCGCUUGAGAGUUCAGUGUUUGGCGAAGAAUUUCUACUUUCAUUUUCAAGACUACAUCGACUUGAUUAUUUGGAAGGUACAAUUCUUGGACCGUCGACACUUACUGCUCAAGCUUGGUAGUGUAGAUGGAUGGGUUUCACGAAUGGCCGAUCACCACCGGGCAUUUUUUGCUGUGUAUGACAUGGAGACCACUGAAAUUGUUGCUUUUUUUCAGAAUUCAACAGACGACAUUUACUUUCUUUUCGAGCGUUUUUGUAAUCACUUCCAUGCAGCAUCAAGAAAUUCAUUGUGCUUGAAUUUCAUAUCAUCACACUCCAAUAACAUUCAUGCUCAAGAACAACUGAGAAGCUUGAAAAAUAAAGCAGUCAGCUAUUCACAGUUUGUGAAGAAGAUGCUGGUAUCUUUAAGUUGA